Molecule: messenger RNA, 1107 nt
Organism: Umbelopsis ramanniana AG
Lineage: Eukaryota; Fungi; Mucoromycota; Umbelopsidomycetes; Umbelopsidales; Umbelopsidaceae
Exons: 9
Coding region: 1-1107 (368 amino acids)
Biological process (GO): phospholipid metabolic process
Molecular function (GO): glycerophospholipase activity
Source: RefSeq, a predicted model, not a curated record
AUGAUUUUAGUAAACCUAGCGAUAUUGGCCUAUACUACAAUUGCUGCCGCAACCUAUGCAUCAAGUAUCAGCAGCUGCCCUGCCCUGACUCCCCGGACAUCUAAAGCAACUACAGUUCACGACUUGCGUAUCGAUGAUAUCAAGAUGGUUGCCGCUCUCGGAGAUAGCAUAACAGCAGGCUUUGCAGCCAAAGGCAUUCAGGGCCCUACCAUUGUGAACCUUGCUAAUCUUAAUGAAGACCGCGGCGUGAGCUUCGCUAUAGGUGGCGAUUCCGGUGCUGUGACACUCGCAACGCUGAUGAAGAACUAUCAGCCCGCUCUGAAAGGAAUGUCUUUGGGUGAGCACCUGGUGGAGCUUUGCUCUGGCACAACAUGCCCACCGUUUCAGUACAAGCCUACUCAGGAUGUUUUGAACGCUGCACAAAGCGGUGGAUUGGCUUCUAAUCUUCAGCAUGAACUGGACUACCUUAUUCCAGCCAUGCUGACUUUGCCGGGAGGUAACUAUUUCACCGACUGGAAGCUGAUCACCAUCCAAAUCGGAAGUAACGAUCAGUGUUCAUCUUGCAACGACACAACUGGCCAAUACACACCAACUGCCUAUGGAAACUAUCUCAGAGCCGCGGUUCAACGCAUUCAGAAAAAUAUUCCCAAUGUCAUCGUAAACUUGAUGGGAGAUUUUAGAGUAUCACCGGUAUACACUGUAACCGCCAAUCAAAGCUACUGCCAACCAUUUGUUGGCACUAGCCUCGAGAUAAACUCCAUCGAAUGUCAAUGUGCAAAAACUGCCGCUGGAAUGGCCAUCAUGGACGCAACUGCUGAUGGAUACGCUGCACAAGCCCAACAAAUCUAUGAAGACUACAAAAAUUUGAAUUCAUCAUCAUUCGCAGUUGUAUACACACCUGCGAACAUUCAAGUUGGUACUUUCCCAAUACAGGCAUUUAGCAAUAUUGAUUGUUUUCAUCCUAGCGUCAUAGCGCAUCAAUGGAUAGCUAAAACUAUUUGGAAUCAACUAUUCUUACCCCAAAGCAGCAAGGCAUCCAGUUAUUCUUGGGACGGCAAUUUGCAAGUUUACUGCCCUACAUCUCAGGAUAGAAUACAAUUGAAUUGA